UAACCACCACAAUUUUUUGCGGACCAACAAUUUACCCAAAAAGAUUUUCUGGGUCUAAAUUUCGUGGGUUACGCACCUAGGAAUGGUAAUACUGUGUAGUUGGAUACUUGGAUUAUGAUGCGAUUGAAGUGUCCUCUCAAAGCCUUUACCAAUAAACCUUGUUUCUUCCCCUCCUAACCAGUGAUAAAAAUGUUGAUGAGUACAACCAUCUUCAGUUCCAUUCAUCUCAAAACCUCUUCUUUCUUCCCAACCCCGCUUCCCACCAAACACCAAAAUCUCACUUUCUCCUUCAAACCCAAUUCCCCAAUUGCCCCCAUCAAAUGGCACCACAUAAGUUCCUGUGCAGCUGGUCAAGAAAUCGACAUGGAACGAACCAAUGAAGGACUAUACACUGCAAAACCCAAAAAAGUCGUAAUCUUGUGGGACUUAGACAACAAACCGCCACGAGGCCCGCCUUACGAAGCAGCCAUGUCAUUGAAAAAAGUAGCACAAUGCUUUGGUGAAGUCGUAGAUAUGUCUGCAUAUGCCAAUCGCCAUGCUUUCAUCCAUCUUCCUCAGUGGGUUGUUGAACAAAGGCGCGAAAGGCGCCAUCUUGAUGUUCUCGAACGUAAAGGUGCUGUAACCUCUUCUGAACCUUACAUUUGUUCUGUUUGUGGCCGAAAAUGUAAGACUAACUUGGAUUUAAAGAAGCAUUUUAAGCAGUUACAUGAGAGAGAAAGGCAAAAAAAGCUCUCUCGUAUGAGGUCACUUAAAGGGAAAAAAAGGCAGAAGUUUAAAGAGAGGCAUGUUGAUGGUAAUUACAAGUAUAUAGAGGCUGCUAGGAGUUUGAUAACACCAAAAGUGGGGUAUGGUUUAGCAGCUGAGUUGAGGAGAGCUGGGGUUUUUGUAAAGACGGUGGCGGAUAAGCCACAGGCUGCAGAUUGGGCAUUGAAAAAGCAAAUGCAGCAUUCAAUGACUAGAGGGAUUGAUUGGUUGUUUUUGGUUUCUGAUGAUUCAGAUUUUUGUGAUAUGUUGAGGAGAGCAAAGGAAGCUAAUUUGGGAACUGUAGUAGUUGGGGAUAUGGACAGGGCAUUGGGGAGGCAUGCUGAUUUAUGGAUUCCUUGGAAUGGGGUAGAGAAUGGGGAGAUAAAGGAGAAGGAUUUAGUGUUAAAGCUUGAGAGGAGGAGGGAGUCAUGGGGUAGGAGUAAUGCGCGGUUUUCUGUGAGUGAAUUUAAUGGUGGGAUAAGUGAGGAGGGUACUAGUGUAGGAAGUUUGAUGGAUGAUAUUGUUGAGAAGUUGGAGCUUUCUGGCGCGAGGAUUUCGGCUUUCUCUGAAGGGGAGGAGGAUGAAGAUGUUGAGGAGCUGGAUGAGGAAGACUGGCUUCGAGCAAGAUUGGAUCAACCAGGUGAUGACAAUUAUGAUACAGAGGACUCCUUAUUGGAUAGCGAGGAUGAGGAGGGGGACUACUUAUUGGAUAGUGAUGAUGAAGAUCUAGGCCAGAUGGUAUAAAUUGAUGAUGAAAGCAAUAAGAGAAAAAGCACUUUGGUAUUGCUUUGUCGAAAGAUUUAUAGGAAUUGUUUGAGAUAAGGAGUAUGCUCUGUAAAAAUGAGGGAGAAUGAAAGGUGGCUAGAGCAAUUUGACAUAUUGAUUGGGUAUGUCUCUGGCAGUUGAGCUAUCUUCGAGUAUGUCGAGGUAAUACAGAUGUAACCUGACUUUAUCUUUCAGAAGUAUCCAACACUGUUACUUGGUUAUCAAAGUAUUGCUUUGAAAGUUUACUGUGGCUGUAUUCUCUUUCACAAACUUUCUACAAGGUCACUGUCUGCUUCUCGCUUAUGGGAAUAUUCCCAUUGAUUCGAAUAUAAUACAUGUCAAAUUCCAUUUUUUGGGCUUUUCUCCAAAUUUAUUUUUGGAGCUCUGGAUUAUUUGUGAUAUUGUCAUCCGAUAAAGCUCUGAGUUAUUACUUCUUUAUCUCUCUGUUAUGUGUAUUGCAUAUACAUGACUCAUAUUAGUUGUUCUUGGGGUAACUCUUCUGCACCUGUUUUUACCUGAUCAUUUUUUUGAGGCAGUCAAGUAUCAGCACACGGGGGUUCUUCUACAUAUUAGAUGUGGAAAUUUCUGCUGCAUUCAAUUUUGCUAUGUGGUUUGGUGAAUAAAUAUACCAGAUAAAAGAGUGAAUGUGGAAUUUCUUUUAACUAAUUCAACUCUUUGCUUUUCUAAUCAAACUGCCAAUCACGCCACACCAAUUAUGCCACUUAUGUUUUUGCUUCUGUUUUCAUUUCCUCCGCUAUUGUUACAUGAAACUACUAAUUACACCCCUACCAUUAAGCACAUCUUGAUCACGUGGAAUUUGAAAGGAUAAACAGAUAAUAGAUCAGAUUGGCCAAAAAUAAGCAUUAGACAAAUCAACUAAACAGAUAAGCAAAAUUCUGAAGAGCUUGUGUUCACUUUAUCCCAAUAAUGAUCUAAAGACAUCGACUUUUGGACUGCACAUAGCAGCGGGGACAUUACUGUAAAGCCAUAUUACAGGAGGCUAACCAUCGGUGUCCAGUUCCUUUCAUGGCCUUGGGGAAGAGGUGGAGAUCCUAAAGUCCCCAUUAAUAUAGCUUGUUUUUGUUGGGUGCUAGGAGAUGACGCAUGCCUUACUCAGAUAUAUUUGCAGAAAAGAGAAAUGAUGAUCUUUCAGUAAAUGCUUUAUGUGUAAAAAGGAGGUGGAGGGCAGUAGUCAUCUGUUUCUGCAUUGCUGUUUAGCUAGACAACUUUGGAACUUUUCUUUUAUAAAUUAACAUUAUUGGGAUAAAAUGGAUGAUGCCACUGUCUGUUAAGGAGCUCUCUAGCAGCUGGAUGGGCUGCAAAUGCAAUAAAGAACUGAAAGAUAUGGAGAACAAUUCCAGCAUGUGUCUGUUGGGUCUAUGGAAAGAAAGGAACCAGAGUAAAAUAAGUAUUGAUAAUGUCAAUACAUUUCCUCAACUGAGAGAAAAAUUUGCUCCCAAAGACAACUGCAAUUAGUACUAGUUGACAGAAGUAAUCGAAAACAAAGAAUAGUUAAUAAGAUGUCAUGUUCCAUGGUAUUGGCAAUAAAAUUGAGGAUGACAGGGAACCGUAAAUGGAGAUUUUAUAUGCCAAAGAACCACCGCUUGGAGUACAGAACUGAUUUUCGUACUAUUUAGAAGCGACAGUUAAGGUCCUCUUCGCCGUCCUAAUUCCGGAAAUUACGCCGCUUUCUGCGACACUAAAACCUUCUGCUGAAUUCUCCCACUCUCUGUCCUAUUGGCACGCGCCUCUCUUUGGUUACCCGUUACUGAUGUGCUAAACCCGCUUUUGGCGAUGUGUAGCUCUGCAACACCAGCACUUUGAUGGGCAUGUGUAGCGUACUUCUGGCGUUAACCGUUAACCCUUGAAGCCAGUUCACUUUUGCUGUCCUUGUUUCUGCUAAUUUGAUCUUUAUGAGACAGUUUACCAGGCUGCUUAGCUGUGACCGCCCAAUAAAUUUUGGAACAUGCUCUGUUUUGCUUUGGUCUCUGCUUUUCUGCUAUCCAUGUUAUCGUCUCUCUGCCUGCUUGCUGAUAGGUCAGUGCUCUAGCCUUCGUCUUUCAUCUCCUCCUUUAAAUUUGUGUCUGCCUUGAUGGACUGCAAAGGUUUAGGAAAGGGUUUUGGUUUGAUUUCCAGAAACCAAUAGAUCUAAAAGCUUCUGCUUAUGGAUUUCAUGAAGAGCUUUUGAAAAGCUCUUCUAGACAUUUUACAAUGUUUACUUCUCUAUUUUUCUUAUAGGCUCCUUUAAGGUCCUCGUAGUCUUGAUGAUAAAAAACAAGAAGUUAAAUUAGUGAAAAUACUGGGUAAAGUUUACGUGUUUACAAUGAAUGAAUCUUUUGUUAAAGAGUAAAUCAUCCUUGAUCGUUAUUAGUCAGGACCCUUUUAAGUCUGUCAUGAACAUGAAUUAACAGGAUUAUAAGAUAAAGCACCAUAUGAAUCGCUAAAAGUAAAAAGAAUAACAGGAAAAGAACCUUUUCUAUUCGUUACAUUGCUUUAGGAAGGAAGAUGUACCCCUACCACUAGAAAUAUUUUAAAUUUAUAGCUGUCUAUAUCGCACUAGACAAAGAUCAACUUCCUUCGAACUCACAAAAAAUAAACAAUAUAAAUACAGUCCACAUGUAUACUGAUAUUGCUAUGGCUCUUCUAUAUAGCUGUACAUGAAUUUGGACAAGAUAUCAUUUAUCAGUUCCAUUGGUUCCAAACUGGUGGUAUAUGCAGCCUAAGGACAAGAACAAUCAUACAACUGAUCCAGAUAGGCCUGAGGUGUCAGGCAUUUUCCAUCUGAUCACCGCAUUAAUAUUAUAUGGUUAUUUAAUUCCUAUUUCCCUCUAUGUUUCUAUUGAAGUAGUGAAGGUCCUACAGGCAUUGUUCAUAAACCAGGAUAUUACGUAAUAUGUAUGCUGACAAGACAGGAACUCCUGCUCAAGCACGGACAUCAAACUUAAAUGACGAGUUGGGGCAGGUUGAUACCAUCCUCUCGGAUAAAACUGGUACUUUGACAUGCAACCAAAUGGACUUCCUAAAAUGCUCCAUUCCUGGUAAUGCAUAUGGAACACGAGCCAGUAAUGUUGAACUUGCAGCUGCAAAGCAGAUGGCAGAGGACCUUGGCGGGUAAGAUGAAAUUUCACAGACUCAUUAUAAUUGAAUUAGAGACGGUUGUCACUCCUAAAAAUGAGAUCAGGCCUGCAAUAAAAGGGUUCAGCUUUGAGGAUAACCGACUUAUGAAGGGGAAUUAGAUAAAGUAGCCAAAUGCAGAUGUCAUCUUGCUAUUUUUUUAGGAUACUUUAACUUUGUCAUACUGCGAUUCCUGAGUUAAAUGAGGAGACUGGCAGCUAAAAUUAUGAAGCAGAGUCUCCUGAUGAAGCAACAUUCCAUAUUGCAACUAGGGAAUUUGGCUUUGAGUUCCUUAAAAGAAAACGGGAGAGAUAUCCUUCUUUUGAAGAGCCAAAUUAAAGGUGAUUCAGCCUCAAUUAUUGCCGGUUGUUUCAAGAUUUACAUUACCUUGUAGUAUAAUACCAACUUUCUCUUGAUCUUUUAUCUAUAGGGAAUUCAAAGUUCUCAAUCUACUGGACUUCACCUGCAAGCGGACCAAGAAUGUCUGUUAUUAUUCGGGAUGAGCGGGGCCAGAUUCUUCUCGUGUAAAGGAGCAGACAGGUCUUUUUUUGACAUUUUUUAAAGUUAGUCUAUUUCGUAUCUACUUCGUUAUCCAGUGAAGUAGGUCAUUGAUGAGGCUAUUGUGCUAUAAAAGAUGCUCUUAACAUGCUGUAGGCAUGCAAAAUUUAUUGAAUUUAAAUUCAAUUAAAUUUUGACUAUAUUUUAAUU
Molecule: messenger RNA, 5331 nt
Organism: Nicotiana attenuata
Lineage: Eukaryota; Viridiplantae; Streptophyta; Magnoliopsida; Solanales; Solanaceae
Exons: 2
Coding region: 190-1488 (432 amino acids)
Source: RefSeq, a predicted model, not a curated record